CAGAGCUUGAUCCCACGAUCCUGGGAUCAUGACCUGAGCCGAAAUCAAGAGUUGGAUGCUCAAAUGACUGAGCCACCCAGGCGUCCCUCUCUUUCUGACAUUGGUAUAAAUAAGGAUUUUUACGCAAGGCAUGAUGAAUGCUUAAUCUGAAAGAAGAGAUGGGUAAAUUAGACACUAAAAUUAAGAACUUUUAUUUAUCAAAAUAUUCACAAAGUGAAAAGACAAGCCAUAAAUUUGAAGGCGAUAUUUGUGAUACAUAUAAGUGACAAAGUAUAAUAUCUAGAAGUAUAAAUUUAUAUAGAAAUAUAAAAAACACUUAGCAUCUAGUAAGAAUAAAGCAAACAACCCAACAACAAAAAAAUGGGCAAAAGGAAAUCCAUACAGGUAAUAAACACUUAAAGAGAUACUCAGCCUCAAUAGGAAUCACGAAAAUGCAAAGUCAGAUCAAAAAUAAGACUGAUUAUAUCAUUUCAUUAUUGAGAAUCAGAUGCGUCAGAGAAGAUACGAAUCUUUUAUGUAUUGCUGAUCAAAGUAUAAGUCUUUAUUAUAUGACUUUGGCAAAUAACUUUUGUGUGGUAAUAUUCACUAUUUGAUUCAGAAAUACCAGUCCUAGAUGUGUAUCACAGAAAAAUCCUCACACACAUCCAUCGGGGACAUUUAGAAAAAUGUUCGUAGCACCAACUUUGUAAGAGAAAACAGAACAAAACAAUAAUAGAGUUAUAUAAAGUGCCCUGUAUUCACGUAAUAGAAUACUAUGAAUCUUAGUGAAAGACCCUAGUUCUACAAUAUUAGAAAAAAAAAAAGCAAGUCCUUUUGUAAGUGAUAUACUUAAAAAACCCAAAACCCCAAACCCAACCAAACAAGAAAAACUAAAUAAUAAUAAUAAUAAUGUUUACAGGUACAUGCAUGCAUGUAAUCAAACUAGAAGAAAAGAAAACAAGGGAAUGAUGAGAAAUUCAAGGAAGCCCCCCCCCACCCCGAUCAAGAAGCAGAAACAGGCUGGGGAGGCAGUGUGUAGGCAUGUGUAAAUUAUUAGGGACGUUUGGUUCUUGUGUCUAUAAGUGGCUUCAUGGGUAUUUCAUUUUCAUUAUAUUAAAUACAUAAUAAAAUCAACACACUAUAAGAAGUGAAGUCUCAACAUAAGGUCCUGUUGAAAACCUAAAGAUAAAACAUAAAGCCAUACAAAGUGAAAGAACGUGUACAGGUGAGUGGUUCGAGAGUCAGAACUCACCGCGCUUAGUAGGAGUGAGCAAUUCUUCACGAACCUUAUUUCCCUUUAGGUGCGUGAGCAUGGAGGUAGGUACGGAUUCACGAUAUAAAAUCCGUUUCUUAUUUUGAGCUGUGGUUAAACAAUAGUUUGACUGCCAGUAGCCCAAACAUCCUCUUGCCAAAGUACGACAGCGGAAAAGUACCUACAGGUUCACACCGGCAUUGUUAGCACAAAAACAAAAGUGCACAGAUGUAUACCCGCAGGGGAAUGGAGAGAGAAUCACACACUGGGAUACUACGCAGCAGUGACAAAUGAACCAAGCUGUAUGCAUCAAAAGCUCACAUACAGAAUGUCGGGGAGGGAAAAGCAAGUCAUAAAAACAACGUAAUCCUAUUUUUGUAAAGCUUAAUGUUAGGCAAAACUGAACAAAUGCUGAGGGACUCAUGCACACCAGAGGCUAAAGAAAAGCAAAGGAACGCUCACUACAAACCCCAGGAGAGUGGUUACUUUGGAGAUGGGAUAGGGUCAGGGACCAAAGAUGCUAUGAUCAGGAAGGGUCCCACGUGGGGCUUCGAAGGUACUGAUGGAGGUACACAAGGAUCUGUUUUUAUUACUGUUGCCAUUUAAAUCAUUAAAUGUAGGUUAUAUGCACACAUUCUUUUGCACAUAUGAGAAGUUUAUAAAACAGAAAGAAAAUGCUGACCAGCGUGUGCUGUCUGGUUCCUGGUUCCUCCUGCAGUUAAGAGGCUCGAUCCUGUCCCAGAUGCCUACCUAGUCUUGGCACUGGAAUCCCAGACCCAGUCUCUUUCCCUCCUGUCUGCCUUCCCUCUGCUUCCAGACGGGCCUUCCUAAACUGCAUCGCACACCAGGGUGGUGGUCUGCUCAAGCACCUUCUGUGGCUCCCCAUUUCUCACCCCAUAAGCCCAAAUUCCUUGGCUCUGCACAUUUCCCCCACCUGAAGGAUCCUUCCUUCCCUCUCCUCCUCUUUCCUUCAAGGCCCAUUCCAGGCCAGGGACCUCCACUCUCCCACCUGGGCUGACAGAACAGCCCCUUCCAGCCCCUGUCAGAACUCUGCAAGGUGAGGUCACAAAGCCCCCUGGGAGGGAGCAGCUUUGUCCCCAGAGGCGAGGAUUCUGGGAGCUCCUUGGGCUGGAGCUGGGCUUAGGUGCGCCCCGGAGGCUUGGAGAGACGACAGCUCUUUUCAUCAUGUGCGAGGAGGUACAGGCGACCGUGCAGAAACACACGCAGGGCCUGCGACACAGCAAGGAGGAGCUGAACAGGCUUAACCAGGCCAUCCAGCGGCUGACUGCGGAGGUGAACAGUGCUAAGAGUCAGCCCUGUGAACUAGACAGAGCCAGGGAGCCACGAGCUCUGCAGGAGAGUGCCUCAGAUAGUGCCCAGGGCAAGCUGGCCUGGCUGGAGGCCGCCCUGCAGCGAGCCAAGCAGGACAUGGCCCGGCAGCUGCGGGAGUACCAGGAGCUCAUGAUCGUGAAGCUGGGCCUGGACUUCGAGAUCGCCACCUACCGCAAGCUGCUGGAGGACGAGGAGAGCAGGCUUGGUCUGGGAUUUGGGGCAGGAAGCUUCAGAGAAGACGGCUUCUCCUCUGACAGCCGCGCUUUGCUCAGCCCUGGGCAGCGGGCUGGGCUCAGCCUCUGGCCCGGCCAACCUGCUGCCUCCCCGAGCGGGCUCCGGCGCCCUGGACACGAGCGCCCCUGGCGGCGGCUGCGCGCUCUGCGGCUCCCCCGGAUGCUUCGGGGGCUUUGGCUGCAGCGGUGCCCGCAGAUGUUGAACCUUCCUGCCAUGCCCUGGAGAAAAAGAACCCUAGCUUCUGCCCCAAGGACUUGACCCUCUGUCUCAGACACCCCCUCCCACGGAGCUAGCCGUCACCUCAUCUUUCCCUCUUGCCUGCCCCCACCCCGGAGCGUAAAGUCUUGGAAUCUAGUUUACCGGACGGUGACUGCCCGGUUUCCAGGGUGAAGAUGCUGAGCCACUGAGGAGGCCGUGUGGCUUACCUGGACCCAGCACCCUGUCCCUCUGACCUGCCCCCACCCCUUCACUCUUAUUUUCCUAGGACUCCUCCUUUGCAAUAAAAGUUCUUCAGUGGACUGAG
Molecule: messenger RNA, 3320 nt
Organism: Prionailurus viverrinus (fishing cat)
Lineage: Eukaryota; Metazoa; Chordata; Mammalia; Carnivora; Felidae
Product: keratin, type II microfibrillar, component 5-like
Exons: 5
Coding region: 2417-3055 (212 amino acids)
Biological process (GO): keratinization; intermediate filament organization
Cellular component (GO): keratin filament
Molecular function (GO): structural constituent of skin epidermis
Source: RefSeq, a predicted model, not a curated record